This is a messenger RNA of Lichtheimia ornata, 1158 nucleotides long. RefSeq lists its product as uncharacterized. The record is from RefSeq and is a predicted model, not a curated record. Bases 1 to 1158 code for a protein of 385 amino acids. Lineage: Eukaryota; Fungi; Mucoromycota; Mucoromycetes; Mucorales; Lichtheimiaceae. The transcript has 3 exons.
AUGAGCAGUGGCCAAGCAGCCAAGCGUGUUGUUGGUGCGCUUCCAGUACUUCAAUGUGUGCGUUCUCAUGCCAAAUCACGCUCCAGCUCGCUCCAUUCCUUCAAUUUAGCCACUCGCUCUCAUCCGACAACAACUCGCUCAUGUCCAUUACAAGGUCGACUUUAUUAUGACUAUGCAAUUCAUCGUCAGCAAACGCCUCCUCCACCACUUGCUUAUCGCAAGACACUUCCUCUUUUCGACUUUUUCGCUGAGACCAAUGUGAAGCCUGCUCCAUCUUAUCAAUUCUCUUACGGCGCAACUGGAUUUGCUAAACGUGGACGACCUUUGAUUGAAAGCACCGAUGAAUAUCGCAGCGUCCAAGUGGGAGAAGAUGCCUACUUUUGUCGUGCAGAUGCGCUUGGUGUGGCCGAUGGCGUUGGUGGCUGGCUUGGUACGCAUGGUGCCAAUCCUGCCCUGUACUCACGCAAACUUAUGCACCACGCCUAUCUUGAACUUGAACGUUUCGAUAACGUCGAGGACGAUCUCUUUUCUCUUUACGAUGACGCCAACCCUCUCGAUGUAUUGCAACGAAGCUACGAUAUGGCCAUGAGUGAAGCUCGCCAUGAAAACAUCAUUGGAUCUUCCACUGCUUGUGUGGCAUUAUUACGCAACGAUGAAUUACGUGUCGCCAACCUUGGUGAUUGUGGCAUUUCAGUCAUUCGUCAGAACAGCUAUGUCUUUCGUAAUGAGGAGCAACAACAUGCAUUCAAUUUCCCCUAUCAAUUGGGCACCAAUUCCCCUGAUAAACCAAAGGAUGCUCAGGAGUUUGAUAUCAAGGUGGAAAAGAAUGACAUUGUGAUCCUUGCAACCGAUGGCCUCUUUGAUAAUCUAUACGACAGGGAGAUCCUUGCUAUUGUGCGUGCCCAUGUCAAUGCUUAUACACUUCCAGGCGAUGGUCAGCGACCUUCUAGACUACUCAACUUCAAUCCUCAAAAACUUUCGGAUGCGCUGGCAGCACGAGCCCGAGCUGUGAGUGAAGACCGCCGUAAUUUGGAUAGCCCUUUCCAAAGCCGAGCUAUCAAUGAAGGGCUUUUAUACCAGGGUGGCAAGUCAGAUGAUAUCAGCGUGGUCGUGGCUCUUGUUAGAGAUAGCGAAGACUCGCCUGAUCGUCGAUUGUAA